This is a messenger RNA of Chanos chanos (milkfish), 904 nucleotides long. RefSeq names its product fucose mutarotase (gene fuom). The record is from RefSeq and is a predicted model, not a curated record. NCBI's taxonomy places the organism in Eukaryota, Metazoa, Chordata, Actinopteri, Gonorynchiformes, Chanidae. Gene Ontology annotation, molecular function: fucose binding; racemase and epimerase activity, acting on carbohydrates and derivatives. The coding region runs from base 10 to 474 and encodes 154 amino acids. Gene Ontology annotation, biological process: fucose metabolic process. The transcript has 6 exons.
UUCCAAACAAUGGUGGUGUUGAAAGGGAUACCCUCUAUACUGUCCCCAGAGUUACUGUUUGCUUUGGCAAAAAUGGGACACGGAGAUGAAGUGGUCCUCGCAGAUGCAAACUUUCCUGCGUCCUCUGUUUGCAAAUGUGGUCCGAUGGAGAUUAGAGCCGAUGGCAUGCAGAUACCAGCGCUCUUGGAAGCAAUACUGAAGCUAUUUCCUCUUGAUUCUUAUGUUGAACGCCCGGCAGCUGUUAUGGAUCUUGUUGAGAGUGAUAAACAGAGAGGUCUGAAAGUCCCUGUCUGGGAUACUUACAGUAAGCUCCUGACUGAUGCAGGGUCACAGGGCGAUUUGGAGUUAGUUGAAAGGUUUGCCUUCUAUGAGCGAGCCAGGAGAGCUUUCGCUGUGGUGGCUACAGGGGAGACGGCUCUCUAUGGCAACCUCAUCAUUAAGAAAGGAGUUAUACCUGCAGGACAGUUGUGUUGACCGUUCGGGUCGCUACACGAACACUGCAAUGUCAAAUGCAUGACUUGUACGUGCAGGUGCAGGAAAUCUCAGCCAAUCAGAGUACAGACAGAGGGGAUGAUUAUCAUUGUCUAUGAGCUUUUAAACAACUUGCUGAGCAAAACUUGAAUUUAUCAUGACUGCCUUUGAAUGUGUUUUGACCCAAUGACAUAAUUGACACCUUGGUUCAGAGUUUUUGGUUAACUACUGAAUACUAAAUUUCAUGAUUUGAAUUUAAAUUGCAAUAACAUUCCAAAUUCUUAUAACUAUUUUUGAACCUGGUAUUGCUGUUCUGUUAUUGUGGUUUAAUUGUCUUGUUGUCUUUGGAUGUUAAUAAAACAAGUGUACACAUUUGAGCUUUUUAUUUUUUUAAUUUCUGUAGGGAAAACUGUUAUUAAUACAUGCUCAUCUC